AUGACGCCUGUCGGAAGAAAAAGUGUUUUUCUUUGGCGAAUCAAACGGAAACCGCCAUCAUUCUUUUUUGGAACUAUUCACGUGCCUUAUACAGAAGUAUGGGACUACGUUAACCAGGCUGCUAAGCAGGCAUUUCGUCGCUCAGAUUCUGUGUUUUUCGAGCUGGAUCUGAACAAUCCAAAAACGUUGGAACGGCUAGCAAUGUGCCAAUACCUCCCUGAUGGCGAGAGGCUGAGCGAUCACCUACCCUUGGCCAUGUACGAGCAGCUGAAGGCUCACAUGGCUGAGAUCCGUCUCGCUUUGCCGCGCUGGAUUUCGGUCGACGACUCUGAGCCUGACCAGUCGAAGUCCUACGCGAUGCACUUGUUCGACACGAUUGCAGGCAAGCAUUUGCCACAGUGCCCACGGGACGAAAGACUUGACGUUAAAAACAGCAUCCACAGACGGGGUAUUCCUGUGCUGGACCUGUACCUGACGCAGGAGGCUGUGAUGAUGUCCAAGCCGACCGGGGCGAUAGAGACGGCCGAGGAGCAGUGCGAACCGCUGAAUUCUCUCAAAAAAGAGUUGGUAUUAUUCGCCCUCAACCGUUCUCUGCUAAGUCACGAGCUGAGCAUGCCGAUGAAGGGCACUGCUGUUUCGGACAACUCUGUGAAAACACGAAACCUGAUCGAGCAUUAUAUCUGUGGCAGUCUUGACGAAAGGAUCUUCGCCCAUGACUCACUACAGGUGACUCAAGUGGACAAGGCACGCGUGUUUGGUAUGAACAACGGUGAAAUCGACGAUUACUUCAGGCAGGAACUGAUCGACAAGCGUAACGUCCGGAUGGCCGAGCGUGUGCUCAAGUUGCUGGAAAGCCACCCUGAUAAAUCGUUCUUCUUUGCAUUCGGUGCGGGCCACUUUUUGGGUAAAAACAGUGUGAUUGACCUAGUCAAACAGUCCGGCUUUGAGGUGAGGCCUGUGAUCGUCCGACCUCCGUCGAAACAGAGGCAACAAACGCCUCGCAAGAAUCGCCUCAAGCAAACCCGGUUCAAGGAAAAUCAGAGACAUGGAUUCCCAAUGCUGCAGUUGAACGGUGAACACGGCUUCACGCCAAAACAGACUGUGACCCCUAUGCCGGCCAUUGAUCAGCGAAACUUCAAGCAGCUCUGGAUCAGGGUCAACGGAUUUUCACCUAGGCCGUGGCAGGAACUGCAAAUAGCAGCAGCGGACCCUCCACAAACUGUGCAGAACUACUUUCUCGUCCACUAUCACAACCACUUCAUGAAAAGUGCAGCCGUGUCAAACAAACUGUUUAACAUCUUGCCCCUACUUCUUUGCAUAUUCUUGAAUCUGGUGGCGUUCUUUGAGUAA
Messenger RNA from Soboliphyme baturini, 1350 nucleotides. The record is from the annotation of a GenBank genome assembly. NCBI's taxonomy places the organism in Eukaryota, Metazoa, Nematoda, Enoplea, Dioctophymatida, Soboliphymatidae.